Dreissena polymorpha is the source of this 1603-nucleotide messenger RNA. RefSeq names its product 14-3-3-like protein 1. The transcript is spliced from 2 exons. Gene Ontology annotation, biological process: signal transduction. Gene Ontology annotation, cellular component: cytoplasm. The record is from RefSeq and is a predicted model, not a curated record. Bases 413 to 1156 code for a protein of 247 amino acids. NCBI's taxonomy places the organism in Eukaryota, Metazoa, Mollusca, Bivalvia, Myida, Dreissenidae.
AAAAAUCAAGAGAGUGGAACGCGUUCUUACAAUAAACAUUCAGAAAUAUUUUAACCCCGAAAAAUGGAAAAUUAGAGUCACAGUUUGUAGAAUUUCUAUUGGAUUUGGUAUUUGACAGCAACAAACAAAAAGUGUUAACUCACUCUUCGUACGUGCCGGACACCACGAGUCAUGGACUAACAGUUACAUCAAUAUACUGCACAAACCAAGGACGCCAUCUAGUAAACAAGCUUGACGGUUAAAGUUUAUCAUCUAUCAUCUAUCGUGCAACUCUUUGACUCACAUAACAUAGCGGUAGUGUUUUCGUGUCUGGAAGUCGGAUUUUAAAAAACGUGUCUAUAACUCGGAUUUUGAAAAUUCGUGUGUAAAACUCGGUACUUGCGCGCGCAUCUCGGCAAAAGGGAAUUCCAAAAUGGCGUCCAGAGAUUUGACUAAGGCGAAAGCAAAAUGGUGCGAGCACGCGGAACGAUAUGACGACAUGGUGAAAGAAAUGACGUCAUUAAUUAGUCUGUCGUCAAAAGACGAGCCGUUGGACGAGGAAGAGCGGAACCUGUUGUCGGUGGCGUACAAGAACGUUGUCGGCAGCCGGCGGUCGUCUUGGCGAGUCUUAAACGCUAAGCUCGGCGAGGACCUAAAAGACCGACAAAAGGUUGUCUGCGAGACGAUGAAGCGUCGCGUGGAGACCGAGCUACAGACGCUGUGCGGCGACAUCCUGAAACUGCUCAACGAGAAUCUCAUCCCCAAUCCCGAGAACGUGGCUGCCAAGAUAUUCUUUCUGAAGAUGAAAGGUGAUUACCACAGAUACAUGGUGGAGAUCUGCAGUGAGACCGCUCCCCAUCGAGCGGCUCUAAUCAAGAACGCUGAGAACGCCUACCAAGAAGCUCUAGAUAUCGCCAACGAUAAACUGCCGCCGACCAGCCCAAUUAGGCUCGGACUCGCUCUCAAUUACAGUGUGUUCUUUUACGAAAUCAAGGCUUCUCCGACGGAGGCUUGUGAUUUAGCGAAGAAGUCGUUUGAUGAAGCGAUUGAGGGACUGGAAGGGGUCCCGGAAGACGUGUACAAGGACAGCACGCUGAUCAUGCAGCUGCUUAGGGACAAUCUUACGCUGUGGAAGUCUGAACUAGAGGAUGACGAAGAGGAACAAGAAGACAAUUAGUGUGAUGUGUUGUUGGUGUGUUUGAUGAGUAGCUAUGGUCGUAUUACAUUUUGCAUUGCGUGAAUGGAAAUGCAAUUGAUAUGGUCGAAUUGCAUUUUUUCAUUGCGAAAACGAGCUUGCAAUUGAUGUGGUCGUGGUACAUUUUUCAUUGCGUACAUAAACGUUCAAUUCAUACUGUUUUUUUCAAUGCGUACAUUUUAAUUGCAAUCGAUAUGAUCGUAUUUCGUUUUUUUGAAACGUAAAUGGACUAUGCAAUUCAUAUGGUCGUAUUUUAUUUUUAUUGCGUACACGAACUUGCAAUUUAUAUGGUCGGUUUACAUUUUUCAUCGCACACAUUAAUUUGCAAUGUAUAUGGUCUUAUUAUAUUUUCAUUGAUUACAUGCACUUGCAAUUGAAUGUUCAAUGUCUGAGUUCUCUUCGUGUUCUAAUAAAACUUAGAUGGACGUU